Hevea brasiliensis (rubber tree) is the source of this 2311-nucleotide messenger RNA. RefSeq lists its product as uncharacterized. The record is from RefSeq and is a predicted model, not a curated record. NCBI's taxonomy places the organism in Eukaryota, Viridiplantae, Streptophyta, Magnoliopsida, Malpighiales, Euphorbiaceae. The coding region runs from base 297 to 2246 and encodes 649 amino acids. The transcript is spliced from 3 exons. Gene Ontology annotation, molecular function: protein binding.
GAAUUAUUAUUAAAAAAAAAAAAAAAGAAAAACACAGGGCGAGAGAGGACCAGUUUCGGAUUUAUCAUAUCAAAUAUCUUGUCCUCCUCGUUUUCAUUUCCCAAAACCCUAAAUCUAUCGAUUCUGUUUGGCCUUCCAGAUACCUAUCUUUCUAUCUAUCGUCUCCUCGUCGACUUUAAUCCCGGUCCUUCCUUCAAUCACGCUGUCUUCUCUCUCUCCCACAGAUUGGAUUAUUGACAUGAUAUUAUUGUUCAAAAGAUCAAUGAUGCUGAUUUUUUGGGAUUGCUUUCAAGGAGAUGUCUCCAGCUUCAAAAUCCAAGUCCAAGGACAAAAAGGCUGGCAAGGAACCCCAAAAGGCUUCAUCUAAGCCUUCAGGGCCUGCUAAUGCUGGUAGUGGUAUACCAGCAAGUGCAUACAAUCCACUUUCUGGAACAUUUCAUGCGCUGGAAAUAGUUCCAAUGUCCUCUGCUUCACCUCGGCAUGCUAAUGGUCGUUACCAGAACAUAGAUGAGACAGAUGAUCACCUUGGUGGUUCACUUGGAACUGGGGUUGAGUAUGAUUCUGUUUCAAAUAAUGGCAGCUGGUCUGGUGAGUCAGAAGAUCAUAAAGAGAAGAAUCUUCCUAUUCAGCAGGAAACAAUCCCAGGGGCUGACAAUGACAAGAGAGAAAAAACCCGUCAAAAAAAUGAGAGGAAGCAUCAGCGUCAAAAGGAGAGGCGAGCCCAGGAAUUGCAUGAGCGGUGUAGUAGCUAUCUCAUGUCAAGAAAGCUACAAGCACUUGCUCAACAGCUUGUUGUGAUGGGAUUUUCACACGAGCGGGCUACAAUGGCUCUAAUAUUAAAUGAAGGUAAAGUAGAAGACUCUGUUUCAUGGCUAUUUGAAGUGGGUGAAGAUGCAGAUAAAAACCGGGAUCAAAAACUUGGAGGGGGUAAGUUGAAAAUUGACAUAUCAGAAGAGCAUGCUAGAUUGGCUGAUAUGGAAAUAAGAUACAAGUGCAACAAGCAGGAGGUUGAAAGAGCUGUGGUUGCCUCUGAAGGUGAUCUUGAAAAGGCAGCAGAAAGUUUAAGAGAACUCAAGCUGGAUCCACCUGCUGCUCCACUGAAGUCUGAUGAAGAAACUGGCGAUCCUCCAGUAGUUAGUAAUGGUAAACUUUCAGUUGCAGUUAGCCAGAAUGUGUUGGGGCAACAACCACAGAAGCCCAAUCUACCUUCUAUGAUACAACAAAGAAGAGAUGACAGGGAUUUUAAUUACACAAAGACAUCUCUGCCAGUUGCAGAAUCUCCAGAAUCUGGGAAUAAAAAUCUGCAGCCUUUGAAGAGAAUACAGCCAAAGAUGGAGUGGGCAAAACCACAGCAAACUGCUGUGCUUGCUGAGAAAAGAUGGCCAAAUGCUGGAUCAAGUCCUUCUGUUUCUUAUUCUUUGGCAUCAUCUUUGCAAGUCUCAACUCCGCCAUCCAAGACAGAAGCACGUUUUGUGGCUGUUGGCAGUGAAUAUAAGAAUCUUCACCCUGGGACAGUUGGGGAACCGAUCAUCAUGAUGCAAAGGCCUCAAUCUGUGAAUACAAAGCAGGUUCCAGGUACAUGCAUAAGCUCUUCUCCUCCUGGAACAGCUGCCAGUUGGUAUCCUACUAAUAGUGUGAAGUUCAAUGGCUUGAUGCCUUACAUUCCCACCACGAGAAGCCCCAGUCCGAACAAUCUUAAUUCAAAUAAAAUGUUGCAUGAACUUCAUUUUCAACAACAGCAAUACUUUGUGCCAGGCAGUAGCGCAGGGGAUUCUCCUGGAAUCAGCAGAGGAAAUGGCUUAUGUAAUAGAACCGGUUCAUCAUCUACACUUGCUGCCGCUUCAUCUCUUGGACUCUUCUCUGGGUUGGGUGGCUCAGCUGGUUCGUCGGGUGCCUCUUCUCCAGUUGACUGGAGCACUGCUGGCUCAGUGGCUCAGUUAGAUUACGCCAGCGUAGACUGGAGUUUGGAUCGAGGAUUGUCCUCUACAAGGCUUAGUGGAAUGUGGAUGGGCCCAGGUUAUUUAAAAAAUGGCACCCAAAUACAUUCAAGUAGUGCUAGCUUGGGUGCUAAGUUGGCAAUGAGAACAACUGCAAAUGGGAAUGGUAUACGCAUUCCAGGAUUGCAGGACUGUGGAGCGGCCAAUGCAGAAACAUCUGCUUCUUAUUCACAUGAAUGGACGUCUCCAUUUGAAGGGAAAGAUAUCUUUACUUUACCCAGACAGUUUGUUUCAUCUCCUUCACUGUAGGGUGGGGCGGUAUGAUUUCAAUGAAUAAAAUAGAGAAAAAAAACUGGAAAAUAUGUUGAAUUUGA